GAAACGGAUAGCGUAAAACUGGUCAAACCAAAAGUAUGAUAAAAAUGUAAAUAAAAUGCUCAAGAAAACUCGUACCAGGCAACAACAAGAAAGAUAUUUCGUGCCACACUUUAAGGAAGCAAUUGCAAAGGGCAGAAACUAUGGAAAAUAGCCAAUUUUAUGUUUAAGUCCGGUAGAAACGUUCGAUCCGUUCCUUGGGCAAUGGGGAAAGCCGUCAGACGUUUGGGCAGGCGUGAGAGAGCAGCAUGCAGCGCGAGCGAGAUAACCGCAUGUUGCACGCAGUAAAUGAUUUGUGAAACGUUUUAUGCAUAAUGAAGUUGGUCAUCGUCAUCGCUCAAUCUCGAUAAAAAAACAGCUGCUUGCAGCUUCCGAUUGUUUACACACUGUUUAAAAAAAGCUCGACAAAACGGCAUGUGCUAAAGAGCGAACGAAAAACCCUCCCGCGAAACAAUAGAGCUCCGUCACACAUACACGCCAGCACACAACGGAACUGUAGUGUAUUUACUGCGGCAUCAACGCUAGAACCGACAAGGGGAAGGAGAGAGAGAGAGUCGAUGUGUUGUGUUGUGCUGUGCCAAGAAUCGGUGUCCCAUUCGGGGUGACAAACGGGGGAAAAGAAAGUUACCAAAUUCCCUGCCGUCAGUGACCAACUUUCUCCCGAACGGGGUCGGAGCGGGACCAACCGACGGGGGAGCAAAGCAAUCCUACCGGGUCCGAGACGAACGCGAUGUGCGUUUCGUAAACAAACAGUGUGGGUUUGCUGCAGAAGCAUCUGCAGCUGCAUCAUUCGGCCACAUCGAUCCAGCGGCCAGCAUAAAUGUGUCGUUACCAUUGUUGCCUAGCCCACCACCAUCCAGUGCAGCCGACGGAUGCGCUCGUUUGAAUGAAACAGAGGGCCACAGUUCGUCGAUCCCUUCACUAAAUUGCGCCGCCACCUCGGACCAGCUCAACCGAUCGGGCAGGCGGUCAUUGUGUACACCCGCGGUCGUCUGCUGCCUAUGGCUGCUGGGGUGCUGACCCUCAAAACAAUUGCCGUUAUACGGCCACCAUCAUUAGCACUACCACCAUUGCCAUCCGGUCGAUCCGGAUCUGUACUUGAGUUCUUGCACCCACAGUGAGGGAGUUAGUUUUGUGCAACAGUGUCAUUAGCAGGCGCUGUACGAACGCGGGAUAGUAAGUGCGCGAGGCAGGCGGGCUGAGGGCCCUAGCAUCACGAUGGACAGUGCAAAGGACACAGACGAUGAGGAGUGUGUCCAUCCGCGGGUCAUCAUUCACAUCGACAUGGAUUACUACUACGCCCAGGUGGAGGAAGUGCUCAACCCUUCGCUCAAGGAUAAACCGUUCGCGGUGAAGCAACGCUUUUGCGUAGUGACCUCGAACUACAUCGCGCGCGAGAAAGGCAUCAAGAAGCUGCAGCCGGUGAAGGAAGCGCUCGCCGCCUGUCCCGAGCUGGUGCUGCUCAACGGCGAAGACAUUACCAAGUACAAGGCGAUGUCGGUGCGGAUCAACGAAAUCAUGCACCGGUUUACGCCGCACGUCGAGAAGCUCGGGCUGGACGAAAACUAUCUCGACGUAACGGAGCUGAUCGCGGAACGGCUCGAACAGCUGGAGGGGGCCGGGGACAGUGCGGCGCUGGCAAAGCUAGACUUUGUCCAGGGGUUCAUACACCCGCCCCGGACCGAUGAAUCGAGCGCGCUCGACCCACCGUCCCACCGGGAGACGGACCGCGACCUGUUCCGGCGCUGUUGCUGCUGUGGCUGUGAUCGAAGACUGAUACUGGCGACGCACCUGGCCCAGGAGAUACGGGACAGCAUAUUCCAGGAGCUGGGGCUGCGCUGCUGUGCUGGCAUCGCGCACAACAAGCUGCUGGCCAAGCUGGUCGGUGCUGUCCACAAGCAGAACAAACAGACGGUGCUGCUUCCGACGCACGCGACCGCGUUCGUCGCGUCGCUCGGUUCGGUGCGCAGCCUCACCGGGAUCGGGGAGAAGACGGCCCAAACGCUGGCGGACAGCUGCGGCAUUAGCACCGUCACGGAUCUGCAAUGCAUCGAGCUGGAUCGGCUAACGAAACAUCUCGGCUACGAGCAGGCCGUCCGGCUGAAGCAGCUUGCCCUCGGGCGGGACGAUACGGUCGUGCGGCAAACGGGGAAGCCGAAAUCCGUCGGCCUGGAGGACUCCUGCCCCUCCAUCUCGGUGCGGGCGGAUGCGGAGGACAAGUUCCGCCACCUGUUGGUGCGGUUGGUGAAAAACAUCGCGGACGAUGGCCGGGUGCCGAUCGCGAUCAAGGUGACCGUGCGCAAGUACGACCUGGCGAAGCGGACCACCCACCGGGAGUCCAAGCAGGACAAGCUGCUGCCCUCCAUGUUCCGGCACGUGGGCGGCCGGCUCGUGCUGGCGGACGGGGCGCAGGAGAAAAUUCUCACCAUCGUGAUGAAGGUGUUCGAGCGCAUGGUGGACCUGCGGCAGCCGUUCAACAUAACGCUGCUCGGGCUGUCGUUCUUCAAGUUCCAGGAGCGGCGCAUCGGCAGCAAAUCGAUCGCCAACUUUCUGAUCAAAAAGUCCGACAUCGAGGUGCAGUCGAUCACGAACCUGAGCAACGAGUCGAUCACGCUCAGCGACAUCAGCUUCUGCUCGAACAAGUCCGCCCUGUCGCUGUCGGCGAUGGACUGCGAGCCCUGCUGCUCGUCCGACGCCGGUUCGGUCGCGUCCCUGUCCGGCUCGGAGUCGGACGCGGAACCGUCGCCGAAGAAAUCGCGCCGGCUGCUGUUCUGUCAGGGCCGGCGGCCCGCACACAGCACACAGGACCGGCACUACGGCAACAGCGAACCGGACGAAACGACGCUCAGCAAGCUGCGUGUCGCCGAUCUGCGCCUGAAUUCCAAAGAGUUCGAUCAAGAUGCCCAUCCGUCCGGCGGCACCACGGCGGUUGCUGCUGCCUCGUCUUCGUCUUCGCCGUCGUCCGGUGCGCCGAUGGACGUUUCCACCACCAGCAGCACGGCCGCAACAACAGCAGCGAAGCAAACCUCCUUCUUCCGCGAGCGAAUUGCGACCGACGCAUCAACAUCAUGCACGGUGCUCCGGCCAGCAGCAGGCGCGUCGAACGAUUGCAGCAUGGCAACCGCGGCUGGCAGCAGCAGCAGUAAGAUGGAGGUCAGCGUAUCAUCCCCCUCAGCAGCGGGGUGCGAUCGUGGAGCAAGUGGGGACCAUCAACAACACCACCAUCACCACCACCACCACCACCACCACCACCACAACCACUACCAGGGCGAGCAGAAGAAUCAUCAUAGCAAAAGUACAAAUCUCCUUCCGCCUAGCGUGGAUCCGGAAGUGUUCCAUGCGCUGCCGGCGGACGUCCAGCAGGAGCUGCUCGCUAACUGGCGACGAGCGAACGGUGCCGGCAUGCUGGUGACGGCCGGCGGUAGUUCCAGCGCAGCGGGAAUGGCUCCCUCCAGCAAACCGAACCUGCUGGGGCCGGGUGCCAGUGGGAGCCCAAACAGUACUCACAGCAACAUUUCCACCACUAAUAGCAGCAGUAGUAGCAGCAGCAGCAGUAGUAGUAAUAGCAGUGCCCCUUCCACGAACGCUGCCACGACGACCGGUAAGGGUAGCGCUAAAAACACUUUACAUCGCUACUUCGUUAAAAACACGUAGCAUCGUUAUCUCGUAUUAACUGUCGCAUCUUAAUAGUAUAUACACCUGUUCUCACUUUCCUCUGAAUCGUUAUCCGGUUGCUAUGGAUCGCAAUCCAUGAGAAUGGAUCGCAAUCAACUACGUCUGAAUCGUUUGCAGCUACGUUUGGAUCGUUGUCAACUACGUUUGGAUCGCUCUCAGCUACCUUUGGAUUUUACGUUAGCUCGCGCAAAUUUCAUUGCGGCGCAAAGUUUAUUCAGUGGCCGCGGGACGCAUUAAGCUUAUGAAAAGAAAAUCAAGUAAUUAAGGCAUUCAUUUCCAAAGUCGAAUAUCAAUUUUAAUAUUUUAUUCUUUAUGUAUUUACAUAUACUAUGUGAAGCUUACUUCACCAUUUAUACAUUUUUGAAUGUUUGACAACAUGUGGCGAACGAAUCCCUCACAGUCAUCUCUGGAAAUUAAAGAUGAUCCGUUGCUAAUUGCAUCCAUUAACUCAUCUUCAUUCAAUGGCUUCGAACGUUUAACUAAGCUUUUCCACUUACUAAACAUAUUCUCUAUGGGAUUAAAAAAUGGAGAAUAUGGCGGCAAAAGCAUCAAUUUAUGGCCGUUGUCUUCUAUAACGCUUUUUACAUCGCGAUUACGAUGAAACGGCACAUUGUCCAUCACCAUGACACAUCUGUGAAUGUUUGAAUUUUCAAGCUUUGCUUGGAGAUUAUUCAAAAAAUCCGUAAAUUUUUCUCUAUUGAUGGCUCUGUUGUGUAGCUCAUAAUGAAGCAUCCCGUUUCUUGUCAUGGCACAUACAACGGAAAAAUUACGCGAACGUAAAGCAGGUACCACUUGGACUGCUCUUAGACCUACCAACGAUCGGCCAUAAUUAACUCUCAUUGAAACUUGGAAUCCAACUUCAUCAAUAAAAACGAUGGAAUCGUCUGCAAAUUCAUUGCGUAGUUGAAUGAAAUUUUCAGCAUAUUCUUUUCUUCCGUCCUCAGCGGAUGGCAAAACAGCCCGUGCCGCAACGUUAUGCAUUCUUUUGAAUGUAUAAUGGAAACCUUCAAUAGCUCGUGAAACUGUUGAAAUUGAAACAGCCACGUUAUGAUUUUCAUAUAGUUUUGCGACAAGAUGCUUCAAUGUUAUUGAACAGUCUUCAUCUAUCCAACGACGCAGGCUUUCAACGUGCUCUUCUUUGAGCUUCCUUGUGUUUGGGGUAGCUCUAACUGUAGCACUAGCUGUCCCAGUGUCUCUAAAUUUUUUAAUUACACUAUGAACCGUGGAAUGCUUCAUAUUCAACAUGUUUGCUAUUUCUUUCAUGUUGGUUCCAUUCAGGUAGGCAUUCACUAUCCGUUCGCGGUCUUCCUUAGAAGUAAGCUUGUUUUUACGAGUUUCCAUAUUGCUAUAAGCAAAAGAUACAGUUAAAGAUAGAAAAAUAACGAAUUCUGAUUCACUAUUCCAAAGAUUACGAAUGUUGAACAAACCUUUUCAAAUUCUUAAGCUUCUUACAACGAUGUUUUCGGGAGGAACCUUACUAAUUGAAAAUUGAGGCAAGUAUGAAAUUUAUAGUUGAAGAACGUUUUUUACGUAAGGAAUACCGCUAUGGGGAACGCCGAGCGGUCACUAUGUGUUGCAAUGAAAUUUGCGCGAGCAACCGUAAAAUCCAAAGGUAGCUGAGAGCGAUCCAAACGUAGUUGACAACGAUCCAAACGUAGCUGCAAACGAUUCAGACGUAGUUGAUUGCGAUCCAUUCUCAUGGAUUGCGAUCCAUAGCAACCGGAUAACGAUUCAGAGGAAAGUGAGAACAGGUGUAUAUACAUCGAUACGUGGUGUGUCCUUUUUUCUCUCUUUUGUUUCAUAUCGAUGGUAAACACACUGCACACACACGUCCGCCAAACGUCCGGCCAUGGCACGGCCCGCACACACGGUGUACGGACGGAGCGCAGGGACAGUGUUGGUUUUAUGUCGCUUAGAGUAACACGUUCUUGAGUUGAUUUGUUAGUUUCAUUGUUUUGUUUCGUUUUUUUUCGGCAAAUUUGGCGCUCUCUAUUUCGUUUACACCGUUAGGCACACUCUACACGGCCGGCGAGUGUUUUAAAUUCUCAAUCGGAACAUAGGCGAAGAAGUACUGUUCAUAUCGUAAUUGUUUUUUUGAUUUUUAGUUUUUCUUAUAGUGUGUGGUGAUUUAAGAGUUAAGCUUUUGCUGAAAAGAUGUACGUUAUGUGUUGUUACCUUUUAUGUGUUUGCCGAGGCUACUACUACUACCCCCAACUCUCUCUCUCUCUCUAACGGAGGAGACGAAAGACGUUGGUGGCGAUUUAAUUUCUUAUGCAACUGUUUGCGAUUUGGUUUUAAUUUUUGUUUGCUUCUAUUUUUCCGUUCUUCUUUUCCCUACAACUUCAUUUUUCAUCGUUCUGUACAUACUUACAUUACUGAGCAAAGCAUUGCACCGUACACAACACAGCCACUUCGGUUUGCCUUCCACCCAUUUAUCAGCAACAAUCAUUUACAACAACUUAAAACCAUUCCCGCCUAAGAGGAGAGAGAGAAAGAGAGGGAGGUAGAAGAGAAUUGAGAGGAUAUAAUGUUUAAUAGUGAAACAAAUACAUAAUAACAAGUUGUUAAACCGAUCAAA
Molecule: messenger RNA, 6250 nt
Organism: Anopheles coluzzii
Lineage: Eukaryota; Metazoa; Arthropoda; Insecta; Diptera; Culicidae
Gene: PolI
Product: DNA polymerase iota
Exons: 1
Coding region: 1216-3651 (811 amino acids)
Biological process (GO): translesion synthesis
Molecular function (GO): DNA-directed DNA polymerase activity; damaged DNA binding
Source: RefSeq, a predicted model, not a curated record